Messenger RNA from Trichogramma pretiosum, 1024 nucleotides. RefSeq lists its product as uncharacterized. The coding region runs from base 172 to 948 and encodes 258 amino acids. The record is from RefSeq and is a predicted model, not a curated record. NCBI's taxonomy places the organism in Eukaryota, Metazoa, Arthropoda, Insecta, Hymenoptera, Trichogrammatidae. The transcript is spliced from 3 exons.
GUGAUGUAAACAUCGCAAUGGCCUAUAUUACAUACAAGCGGCUUCGACCGUUAUAAGUCAAAUCGAAAAACUCUCGGAACUGUCUCAGUAUCGCGGACGACGUUGAACAAACCGAUUGAAUUAACGCGUGUGCGUUAUUAAACCCUAUUUAUUUUUUCGUUCGAUCGAAAAAUGAGUCAAACAGAGGAGAGACAGACGUUGAGGAUGUUGAUCAUGGGCAUGACGUCGAUCAAGCACGGUGUCGGACGACUCAGGACUGCUAUGAGGUCGGUUUUAAAUGCGCCCGAAGAAGUCGGGAAUGAAGCUUCUGAAAAUGAGCUUCAGCGAGAGGAGAGAGCCCCGGAGCAGGUUCCCGAGGAGAAGAAUAUCGCGACUUAUGUCCAAGCGAUUCACGAAUUCCGAAGAAGCUCGAAAUCAAUGUCACCGAGUCCAACUGAAGUUCAAGAACAGGUGGAGCCACCACUACGAGCAGAAUCACCAGUGGGGAUAGGGCCACUACCGGCAUCACCGGAAUCGCCGGUGAAGCCACCGGAUAAUUUGCUGGGACCAGCGUCAGGGCCACCGAAAGCCAAAUCAGAUGAGAACGACAGAAGCCCGUCGGAAGAAGGUAGCCAAGCAUGCGAAACUGAUGCGCAAAUUUUCAGCAAUUUACCAGCAAUCUACCAAAGACGAGGGUCCGAUAAUUCAAUGGAAGGAGUCAACUUUCCACCGUCCGCGACGAUAGAGCUGUCCAGAGAGCCGGAAAGAGGAAACAACCGGGGCGUAGAGCACAUACAAUGGUGCUUCCCAGAGUAUCCAAUAUUUAAUUUGCCUUUAAAACUUUUUGUGGGCUUUGUUGCAAUAAUUGGUGUAUAUCUGAUAAUAUAUGCAGCAAUACUCAUCAUCCAUCACAACCAGCGAAGGGUGGAUGACGACGAUUAUCUUGACUACGACAUGGAGCAACACUAAUUUCUGAAUGAAAAUAAAUGUUUAUUUUUUAGACUCGAUUGAAUAAAAAAUAGCAAUAUUUAUUUUUAUACAGCAA